Molecule: messenger RNA, 1298 nt
Organism: Haplochromis burtoni (Burton's mouthbrooder)
Lineage: Eukaryota; Metazoa; Chordata; Actinopteri; Cichliformes; Cichlidae
Gene: hmgb1b
Product: high mobility group box 1b
Exons: 5
Coding region: 228-833 (201 amino acids)
Biological process (GO): regulation of transcription by RNA polymerase II
Cellular component (GO): nucleus
Molecular function (GO): DNA binding, bending
Source: RefSeq, a predicted model, not a curated record
UUUUGAACAACCAACCGUUCAACAAGCAGGACUGACAGCGCGUGUCCAAUAAGAUACUCCAAGGAGUUGGCGGCAGCCAAUGUCCGACAGCCGGUGCCCAACACACAGAAUAAACACAGACGGAUUCUCGCAGCCGAAAGACCGCGCACUGACGGUGCUUUUCGUCCCAUUGUUUGAGACGUACCGACGUGCUGCUGGCCUCAUAUAGCGCUGUAGGGUAAGCCAAAAUGGGGAAGGAUCCAAAGAAGCCGAGGGGCAAAAUGUCCUCAUAUGCCUACUUUGUGCAGACGUGCCGGGAGGAGCAUAAGAAGAAACACCCUGAUGCCAGUGUCAACUUCUCAGAGUUCUCCAAGAAAUGCUCUGAGCGAUGGAAGACAAUGUCUCCAAAAGAGAAAGGCAAGUUUGAAGACAUGGCCAAGCAAGACAAGUUGCGUUAUGAGCGGGAAAUGAAGAAUUACGUGCCUCCCAAGGGCCAGAAGAAGAAGCGAUUCAAGGACCCCAAUGCCCCCAAGAGACCACCGUCUGCAUUUUUCCUCUUCUGUGCAGAUUUUUGCCCAAAAAUAAAAAGUGAAAAUCCAGGCCUUUCCAUUGGGGACACAGCAAAGAAGUUGGGAGAGAUGUGGAACAGCUCAUCUGCAGAAGAAAAGCAGCCAUAUGAGAAGAAGGCUGCCAAGUUGAAGGAGAAAUAUGACAAGGAUAUUGUUGCUUACCGCACAAAGGGAAAAGUGGAUUCAGGACCAGCUGCUGCAGCUGAUGAUGAUGAUGAUGACAAUGAAGAAGAAGAGGAGGAAGGAGAAGAAGAAGAGGAAGAUGAGGAUGAUGAUGAUGAGUAGCUCACUUGGGGAUGGGACCUGCAGUUUUGUUUAUGCCAUAUAUCCUUAUAUCUCAAUUCACCAUCUUGAAAAACCGAAGUCAGAUUGACCAAGAUCAUGUGUAUAUUUAAUGUUUUUAAGAUGUACAGUGUUAUUCUCCUUUUCCUUUUUCUUUUGUUUUUUUUUUGUAAAGUCAACACUACAUAUCUUACGUUUGGAAUUUUCUAGUGGUAGUACUUUAUCCCUGCCAUAUUAUGUAACAGUCUAGGAGGACUACAAAUAAGUAUGAAAGUAACUAGUCCUUAGGUGUUCCAACUCAAAAAUGAGAUUUCUGAGUUGCUAGUGUAUUUUUGUUUAUUUUGAAAAAUAUUUUUUUAUGUGCUGUCCCAAUGUCUUUUUAUUGUUCUUUGAAUACCACUCUAAUAUCAAAUGCAGCUGUCGACAUUCAAGAAUGUCUUCAAUAAAGGUCGUUUUUUUUUUUUUUUU